Molecule: messenger RNA, 790 nt
Organism: Gossypium arboreum
Lineage: Eukaryota; Viridiplantae; Streptophyta; Magnoliopsida; Malvales; Malvaceae
Exons: 1
Coding region: 44-547 (167 amino acids)
Source: RefSeq, a predicted model, not a curated record
UAUAUAUACACGAGUGAUCAAAAUUGAUGAACACAAAUUAAGAAUGGUAAACCGUUUAAGCGCAGGUAAGAGCUGGUACAAGCAUUUCCAGUAUAAAGAAGAUGUAGACAAGUCUGGCAAUGUUCGAAACAUUUUGUUAGUAGUAGCAACCCUCAUAGCUUCCGUUACCUUCCAAGCUGGUGUCAACCCUCCUGGCGGAGUAUGGCAAAAAGGAGAUUGUGCAGGCAGAGCCAUUUAUGCAUUCGACUCAGCAGCCUACUAUGUUUUCUUGAUUUCCAACACCCUCGCUCUCGCCACUUCCAUGCAUGUCAUCAUCUCGAUCACCUACAAAUCCCUUUUCCACCUCGAAAUUGUUAUUGCCACCAUUUCCAUGAUCGUCACUUACGGCUCUGCAAUUUUCGCAGUUACUCCCCAUGAAAUGCGAUUUCAGUAUGCCAUAGCUGCUCUUGCUGUACCUUUCAUAAUGCAGUGUUUGAUUCAGCUCUUCAACGUCCUCGUCUUUAAAAAUGACCACAAGUCUGAUCCAAAGAAUGGCAAUAAUGAGUAAUCAUGUAUUUCAGUUUCAGUUUGGUACCUCAAGUUGUAGUCUAUAUAGUUUAACAUAAGAAACAUGUUGUGUCUUGUUAUAGCACUUAAGACAGAGAAAGUCUUACCCUAAGUGCUCUCUCUCUCUCUCUCUCUAUAUGUAUGUAUGUAUGUAUGUAUGUAUGUAUGUAUGUAUGUAUGUAUGAACUAUGAACUAAACUCAAAUUUAGGUUUGAUAAAUAAACUAGUAUUAAUUUCCUUGAAA